CGUUUUGAUUGUUUCAUCCCAACUACUAAUAAUAAUAACAAUUCUCUUCUCUGUUUUCUCAUUUGAUUUUUUUAAGAAAAAGAAAAGAAAUUAAGAUUAUGGGUUAUUGGAAAAGUAAGGUUCUUCCAAAGAUCAAGAAGGUUUUUGAGAAAAACACUGCCAAGAAAGCUGAAGCUGCUGAGGCUUGUAACACCUUUGAUCAAUCAAAGGAUGAAAUCAACAAGGAGUUUGAAGAGAAAAAGGUUGACCUCCAACCUAAGGUUCUAGAAAUCUAUGAAGCUUGUUCUGUUGAAAUCAAGGGUUUGGUUAAGGAACCAAAAGAGGCAGGAAUCAAGAAGAGCUCAGUUGCAAUCCACAAAUUGCUUGAAGAACUUUCUAAAAUAGAGUUUCCUGGAUCAAAAGCAGUGACAGAAGCAUCAACAAAGUAUGGAGCUGGGUUGGUAUCAGGACCAAUCAUCUUUGUUCUUGAAAAAGUUUCAACCUUUGUCCCUAUUGAAGAGGUUGUUAAAGAAGAUGAACCCAAAAAAGAAGAAGAACCCAAAAAAGAAGAACAACAAGAACAAGUAACAACAAAAGUAGAGAAAGAGAUUGUGAUUGAAGAAGACAAAAUUCAAGAAGAACAGCCUACUACAAGUACUACUACUAUUGCUCCGGCAAGUGAGGAGCCACCUAAGGCAGCUGAGGUUGUGGAAACAGUGGAGCCACCACCACCACAACCCAAGCAGCCUUGAUAAUCAUAAUCAUAUAAUAAUUAUGAUUAUCAACUAGUUAUUUAUAUUUUUAUAUAUACAUAUAUAAAUAUUUCAAUACACUUUUUUGUGUAUAUGUCUUUUAUAUUUAUGUUAUGUGUUAUAAAAAAAAAAAGAACAACAACAUAUCUCUAUCAUUCUUUAUUAUUAUUAAAUUUCUUUAUGUGGAUUUUAUUCAUCACUCUUGAUUUCUUUGUUCAUCAAUCUUUUUGAUUCUUCCUUUUUUUUUUUGUUGGUCUCAAUUGUGAAUUAUUGUAAUAUUAUUAUGUACAAUUUGGGGGAAUUUUUUUUAUUGAGUAAUAUAUUAAGCUCAAUAUUAUUAUC
This is a messenger RNA of Cannabis sativa, 1073 nucleotides long. RefSeq names its product plasma membrane-associated cation-binding protein 1. The transcript has 4 exons. Lineage: Eukaryota; Viridiplantae; Streptophyta; Magnoliopsida; Rosales; Cannabaceae. Gene Ontology annotation, cellular component: plasma membrane. The coding region runs from base 99 to 731 and encodes 210 amino acids. The record is from RefSeq and is a predicted model, not a curated record.